Molecule: messenger RNA, 849 nt
Organism: Prosopis cineraria
Lineage: Eukaryota; Viridiplantae; Streptophyta; Magnoliopsida; Fabales; Fabaceae
Exons: 1
Coding region: 133-687 (184 amino acids)
Source: RefSeq, a predicted model, not a curated record
UUCACGCUUUUCCCUCUUUACCAACCUCCCCCUCAAGGGCCGUGACCCCCCAACAACCUCUUUCUCUCCAUUAACAAAUAAUCAAACAUUAGCCUGAACCAGAGAAUUGAUCCCGGAGCAGUCACCGUCAAGAUGAUGGCUCUUACAGUUUCGCAGAAGCCUGUCGGCGCCAGCUUCGAUCUCAUGCAGAACUGCGAUCUUCCUCCACCCUCCAAGGUUUUCAAGGGCUCAGAUAAUAAGCUCAUGCUGUCCAUGAACCGUAGGCCCUCUAACAUUUUGGUUAAACGAGAAUACACCGGCGAAUUAGUCAAUGACCAAAAUGACUGUGACGGUAACCCCGAUGUCUUGGAAAUUCUGAAGGCGCUGCGAUCAUCGCAAGCACGGGAGAGAGAAGCAGAAAAGAAAUCUGCGAGUCUGAUCAAUGAGAGGGACUGUCUUUCCAAUGCUUUGAUGAAGGAGGCGAUGCAAUUGUAUGCGUAUCAGCAGCAGGUGAGGUUGCUUGAGUUUCAAGUUUCAAGCCUCCAGCAAAAAAUGUUUCGUGGAUUUGCCACAUCCGAGGAGGAUGAAGGAUCGACCAGGGAAGACGACAACGAAGAAGAAAAGAUAAAUCUGGUAUGGAUUCUGGCUUUGGCUCUUUCUUGGGGAAUGGGAGUGGGCACCGCAAUUGCUUGUAGAUACUUUUUGUGACUUACUUAUAUGCAACGAUUUAAUUACCGAAAGAAUCAAAAGUAAAUGUGUAAAUUGUUGAAGGAAGGAAGGAAGGAAAUAUGCUUUAUUUUGAGUUGAAUAUAAUUUGUGAUAUUGAUAUUUACAGCCAGAGAGGAAUCAUAUAAAAUUUUAUUUGACUUA